UUACUUUUAUAUAUUAAAUUACUCUACUAAUGUACUACAAAUACAUGUUUGCAUUUUUUGUUUCAACUCUACUCUUUUGCCAAACUUUGUUUGCACUUCCCAGUUCCACUUUUAUCAAACGCAUUGUUAACGGGUACCUUGUAACAGAUAGCCUGGGAAUUAGUGCUGUACUUCUAGUUAAAAGAACUAGUACUGGUAUGUUUGUCUGUGGUGGAACCCUCAUAUCACCCAAACACGUUCUUACAGCCAGCCACUGUAUUGUUGAUAGCGUAGAUCAGAUAUUACCUGCAGCCAACUUAACCAUUGGCUACAACCAUUACAAGAAGGAGGAGCAAAAGUUUGCCAAUGUUAAAAAGGUAACCGCCCACCCGCAAUAUCUUCCACAAGGGCUGGAUGCCAAACUGGAUAUUGCAAUUCUAGAGCUCGAAGAUCUGGAGUUCACAAAACAUAACCAACGGGUUCCCAUUUACGACGGUUCCAUUGAAGCUAAUCAAAACAUGUUUGCUGUCGGGUGGGGCCAGACAGAAGACGGCGCAGAGAAUCUAUCGGUUCUUAGGGGUGUGCUGGUCAUGACCGGGAACAAAACGAUGUGCGGGGGUGAAUCCAGCGAGUUUGUCGAUAAUAAUGGCCCGCAGAUAUGCACACCUGGCGCGCUUACUCCGUACCACAGUAUUUGUAUGGGCGACUCAGGCUCUGGACUGUAUGUAAACUACAAGAAAAAACAAACAGUUGCGGGGGUGUCCAGUCUUAUAGUGAAUUACGGUGAGAGUGAGUGCGGUAAUACUAGUGGGCACCAGCUGUUUGUGCGUGCAGCGUAUUAUAUGGACUUUAUCAUGGAAGCAACAGGUCUAACCAGGGAGUACCUGACUGGACUUACUGAUAAUUUAUAGUCCGUUGAAAUUGAUGACAAUUUAAUCAUUAAUUGAUUAAUUUUUUAGUUGUUAAACAACAACAUUGCUUGACAGGCACGUGUGUUCAAUCUACUUUCUAUUUUAAAGUCUUUGUAUUUUUUCUUUUUAAAAUUUAUUUUCUAAUGUUUGAAAAACUGAG
This is a messenger RNA of Kickxella alabastrina, 1050 nucleotides long. RefSeq names its product trypsin-like cysteine/serine peptidase domain-containing protein. Gene Ontology annotation, molecular function: serine-type endopeptidase activity. Lineage: Eukaryota; Fungi; Kickxellomycota; Kickxellomycetes; Kickxellales; Kickxellaceae. The coding region runs from base 30 to 890 and encodes 286 amino acids. The transcript has a single exon. Gene Ontology annotation, biological process: proteolysis. The record is from RefSeq and is a predicted model, not a curated record.